UGUAAUAGUAUCGAGUUGCGUUACGGUGGAACUUAUAUCUACCCACAACACAAAGUCAGAAACCCAAGCUAACAGAUCUCUCCAUCCACUCUCCAGGGACGAAGACGAUGCCUAACAGAACCAAAAUUCCUCCCCUCGCCAUUCUAUGGGGUUUACUUCUCUUUGGAACAGUCGUUUUUGUUCUGAACCGGAUUACUGAUACUGAUGUUGCUUCAGAACAAAAAGCUGUUAAAAAUCAGCACAAUCAUAAGGCAGAUGGACCAGAAGGGGAUCUAGAUGAAGUUACACACAGGGUUUAUUUUGAUGUUGAGAUUGAUGGAAAGCCCAUGGGACGCAUAAUCAUGGGCCUUUUUGGGAAGGCAGUGCCAAAGACAGCAGAAAAUUUUCGAGCUCUUUGCACAGGGGAGAAAGGAAUUGGGAAAAGUGGAAAGCCUCUCCAUUACAAAGGAAGCACAUUCCAUAGAAUCAUACCAAGCUUUAUGAUUCAAGGAGGUGACUUCACACGUGGCGACGGGCGUGGUGGGGAGUCCAUCUAUGGUGAAAAGUUUGCUGAUGAGAAUUUCAAAUUGAAACACACAGAUCCUGGAGUUCUGUCUAUGGCAAAUGCUGGACCGGAUACUAAUGGCUCUCAGUUUUUCAUCACAACAGUUAUAACUAACUGGUUGGAUGGACGACAUGUGGUGUUUGGGAAGGUGGUGUCGGGAAUGGAUGUUGUGCAUAAGAUUGAAGCGGAAGGGAAACAAAAUGGUACCCCUAAAAGCAAUGUUGUUGUGGUAGACAGUGGUGAACUACACUUGUGAUUCCUAAUGUUCUAUUUUACAUUUUUACCAGUUUUAUUCAAUUGAAAAACCUUUUGAACAUAUACCUUAAUUCGCACCUUUUAACAUGUUGAUUGUAAAAUUUGAAGAGGUUAGAUAAAAAGAUGACAAGUCAAAUUGUAGUUA
This is a messenger RNA of Lactuca sativa (garden lettuce), 944 nucleotides long. RefSeq names its product peptidyl-prolyl cis-trans isomerase CYP19-4. Gene Ontology annotation, cellular component: intracellular membrane-bounded organelle; cytoplasm. Lineage: Eukaryota; Viridiplantae; Streptophyta; Magnoliopsida; Asterales; Asteraceae. Gene Ontology annotation, biological process: protein peptidyl-prolyl isomerization; protein folding. The record is from RefSeq and is a predicted model, not a curated record. Gene Ontology annotation, molecular function: cyclosporin A binding; peptidyl-prolyl cis-trans isomerase activity.